Molecule: messenger RNA, 1002 nt
Organism: Suillus clintonianus
Lineage: Eukaryota; Fungi; Basidiomycota; Agaricomycetes; Boletales; Suillaceae
Exons: 14
Coding region: 1-1002 (333 amino acids)
Source: RefSeq, a predicted model, not a curated record
AUGACACUAGUCUCAGACGAUCCUAGUUAUUGGCCACUCAUCAACUCCUGGCGUAUUGGCAGCUAUUUUAUAGUUGCCGCUGGUGUUGCAGUGACGUAUGAUUGGGUAUUUCCAGCCCUUACGUUCGGACAAGAGGUCGAACUGGUCUGGGUGAGCACAGUUCCACGUCAGAAGAAUACUAUUGAUCAGCGACAGAGACAACGUUGGUCCCUGAUGACCGUUCUCUAUCUGACUGUGCGCUAUCUUGGAAUGUUCUUUGUCGUCAUAGACAUACUGGUCAAUGUUCCGACGAUCUUGUUGACAGAUGCAGGAUGCCGGAUUCUGUACAUCGUGUAUGAUUGGACGAGUGUUGUAGCAUUUCCAAUGCUGUGUGCCAUCAUGAUCGCUCGGUUAGGUGCCAUGUAUCAACGAUCCACAAGGAUCCUGAUAUUUCUCGUCGUCGUGCCAUUGGCUGUCAACAUUCUCGACGUAGCGGUCACUGUAAUGACAACGAGGCUUGCUUCAGGAGAGGAACUCAUUCUCUCUGGCACCUAUGCGUGCAUGAUUGGCUAUGCGGACAAUUCCCCACUUCUGUCUUCCAUGACUUGGAUCCUCGGCACUGUCUGGGAGGUCCUCGCGCUGUGUCUUGCAGUCUGGAUUGCUGUAAAACACUUUCGUGAACUGCGGCAAUAUUCGGCAGGAGGGAUUAUCGGCGACUGUUUUACGGUGUUGAUAAAAUCCCAUGUGCUUUACUUUGCGAGUUAUGUUGCUCUGUCUUGCUUCAAUCUCAUUCUUGAUGUGUCUCCAACGAUCUUAGCGGACCAAUAUUCCCUAGAAACUCAGACGCUUCUUGGUUUAGGUCAGAUUUUUCAAGUCAUGCAGGCCUUUGUGCUAGGACCACGCCUCAUCCUUAGCGUCCGAGAAUACCACGCUCAGCUCCUGGUCGACUCUGAUGCAGCAACCGCCAUGACCUCAAUCGCUUUCCAGGAGCGCGUGCAAAUAUCGACAGGCAGUGGCGUGUAG